Molecule: messenger RNA, 2202 nt
Organism: Trichophyton benhamiae CBS 112371
Lineage: Eukaryota; Fungi; Ascomycota; Eurotiomycetes; Onygenales; Arthrodermataceae
Product: phosphate permease
Exons: 3
Coding region: 1-2202 (733 amino acids)
Biological process (GO): transmembrane transport
Cellular component (GO): membrane
Molecular function (GO): transmembrane transporter activity
Source: RefSeq, a predicted model, not a curated record
AUGAAGAUGCCGGUUUCAUUUAAGGUGAAAAACCGUACGGUUAACUUCAACUAUAUUCCUGACCUCGACCUCCGACGUCGCCGUGUGUUCGAUGAGCUCGAUGCCACUCACUUCCAGAGCCUCGUUGUGUUCGUCGCUGGAAUUGGUUUCUUCACUGAUGGAUACGAUAUAUUUGCCGUCGGAAUGAUUAUCCCCAUGCUGGCUCACGUCUACUGGCAAGGCACCAUGCCAAUACACAUCGAAACAGGCAUGAGAGCCGCCACUUUACUAGGCACAAUUAUCGGACAGUUCGUCUUCGGGAUACUUGCUGACCUCUACGGGAGACGGAAGAUGUACGGCUUCGAGCUUCUUAUCGUUACACUGUCGACUAUUGGGGUUACAAUGGCGGCCGACGGUGCGUCUGGUUCUAUGAGUAUUGUCGCAUGGUUGAUCGCAUGGAGAUUCAUCAUGGGUAUUGGCAUUGGAGGUGACUAUCCGCUCUCUGCAGUGAUCACCUCUGAAUUCGCUCCAACUCGAUCGCGGGGCCGGAUGAUUUCCACGGUUUUCUAUAUGCAGCCUUGUGGUUACCUCGCUGCAACACUGGUGGCGUUGAUAGCGAUUGUUGCGCAUCGCGGCAGUAUUCCGCAGAAUAUCCCCACGCGGGUUGAGGACAUUGUAUCCUGUAUGGAUAAUCCAGAGUGCCGACGUGCAAUGGACAGCGUGUGGAGGUGGGUGAUUGGCAUCGGUGCUGUACCAUCUGCCAUUGCCAUAUUCUUUAGAUUCAGUAUUCCUGAGUCUCCACGGUACACGAUGGAAGUGCUAAAUCGACCAGACGAGGCACUCGAGGAUGUCAACGAGAUGGGUUGGCAGCGAGUACCCCAAAAGACUAUCACUCCAGGUGAUGUUGAGAUGCAACUACCUCCACCAGAGCAACAGUCUCAAUCUCAGCGGCCACCCAUGGCAGAAGGAAAUAACCUACAGGCGGAAAAACCACCAACCUUCUCUCAUAGGCCUGCCUCGGCAAUAUCAAAUCCAUCCAAUCAGCCGGUAUCCAAUGAUUGGAGCCAUUUUGAUCCCCGUCAGCACCAACGGAGCACUUCACGAGCGACAGACGGUGCCUCACAGCGUUCACCACGUCGUGUCUCGCGUACACAUACCGUCUCCAGCGCCCAUUCUGGCGCUGGAUCAUCCUUAUCCUUUUCUACAUCUAAUGAUGAUGAACCAGCAGAUAGUACAUUGGUAGAAGAUGAUUUCUCACCUCCUACUAAGGAAGCUAGCCAAUGGGCUCGCUUCCGUACUGGCUUUUACAAUCAUUUCAUCACCAACGGCCACUGGCCCACCCUCCUCGGCACAUCACUUGCAUGGGCCUGCUUCGAUUUCGCAUUUUAUGCUCUAGGCCCCAACUCAUAUAAAGUGGUGGGGAAGAUAUUCAACGAAAGUGUACUAUGCUUCCCCGGCGUUAUCAAACAUGGCGGCCAGAUGCCGACCCCUUGUCUUCCCCCUAACCGCAGCUUAUACGAAGAUGUCCUCCAGAAUGCAUGGCACUCGCUCAUCAUUGUUUCUGCAGGCUCAAUAACAGGUGGCCUGGGCAUGAUAAAGCUAAUUAAACGCAAUUCUCCUCGCACUAUCCAACUGUACGGCUUCAUUGUUUUGGCCGUGAUCUUCGUUAUCAUCGGCGUCUGCUUCCAGGUUGUUAACAGAUCUACUUCUGUGCCACUAAUUGCAUUCCUCUACGUUCUUUCUCAGAUCUUCUUCGAGAUCGGUCCUAAUGUCACUACCUUUAUGAUUCCAGCCGAGUUGUUCCCAACUCGAUUCCGCUGCACCGCCCACGGCAUCUCCGCGAUGACUGGGAAGAUUGCAUCUGUCUUGGUACAGGUAUUCGUUGCUUAUGCACCCAUUGGCCCCUACAAGCCAUCUGACAACAACCCUUCCGACCCCAACUCCACAGAUACCAAAGCUCAAUGGCUAGGGUACGUGGUUAUCAUAUUUGCUGCCUUUAUGGUGCUUGGAGCCGCGGUUACGAAGUGGCUUAUCCCUGAAACAAGACAGGUUGAUGGUCUCGCAAGGCCACUGGAAGAGUUACAAUAUCUUGCUAAGAUACGGAGACCAGCAAAGAAGAAGGCUGCUGCGCCUGAGCCUGCGAAUGCCCAGGGAGCCUCUGCGGCUGCAAAUGGGCCAAACGGCGUGCUUACCGGAGAAGGUAAUGCUAAUAUGAAUGUGUAA